Messenger RNA from Populus euphratica (Euphrates poplar), 1269 nucleotides. Its product is annotated as zinc finger CCCH domain-containing protein 14-like. NCBI's taxonomy places the organism in Eukaryota, Viridiplantae, Streptophyta, Magnoliopsida, Malpighiales, Salicaceae. Gene Ontology annotation, molecular function: mRNA binding; metal ion binding. The transcript has 4 exons. The record is from RefSeq and is a predicted model, not a curated record. Bases 253 to 768 code for a protein of 171 amino acids.
GAGAUCCAAAUGAAUAGGAUAUAAUUAUCGAUGGAUAAUCUUCACCCUUGACAGCAGAGCUGUCAGUGCUUCUCACCCUCCACUUCUCCAUCUCUCUUUGCGACCCCUAUCAGCUUAACCUGCUCCCCUAGAAAGAAACCCUCCUCCAGGGUCACGGUUUUGGCUUCUGUUCUUUAUUCUGUUACCAGAUUCAGUUCUUUCCAUUCUUUAUUCCAUCGCGAUUGUUUUUAUUUGCAUCCAGGAUUUAAAUCGAUGAUGGAUAGAAGAAAGAGAGGGAGGCCUGACUUCAAAACUAAUGGCUUUGGUGGAUUGAAGAAAUCUAAGCAAGAAAUGGACCCCUUAUCAACUGUUGUAGGAAGCAAAUUGAAGCCAUGCACCAAGUUUUUCAGCACUGCUGGCUGUCCAUUUGGUGAGAGCUGCCACUUUCUCCACCAUGUUCCUGGUGGCUACAAUGCUGUGGCCCAGAUGAUGAAUCUGGGACCUACUGUCACCCCACCAUCCAGAAGUAUGGCGGCCCCACUGCCAGUCCCUAAUGGCUUUGCUUCGUCUGCUGUUAAAGGCCGGCUAUGUAACAAAUACAGUAGUGCUGAAGGUUGCAAAUUUGGUGAUAAAAGUCAUUUUGCGCAUGGUGAGUGGGAACUUGGCAGGGAUUUUGCUCCAUCCCACAACAAUCCACGUGCUGCUGGAGGUGUUCCAGGACAUUUGGGUGGUCGUGUGCUGCUUUGUGGUUAUCAUGUGCAGUUGAUAGUUAGAAGAAUAAGAUUGUAGUUGAGCAUUUGAAUCUUUUUUAAUUGAAUAAUAGUUGGAGGCUUUACUUGUAUUCAGCUGCUAGAUGUACUUUUGGACUUUUAAGCAGUAUCAUUUAUUUGCGGAUUGACUUGCUGAACCUUUUUUUUUUUUUUUGGUUAUGCUUUGGAUCGCUGCACCUGGCUGUCCAUCCGAUGAGAGCUGCCACUUUCUCCACCAUGUUCCUGGUGGCUACAAUGCUGUGACCCAGAUGAUGAAUCUGGGACCUACUGUCAACCAACAAUCCAUAAGUAUGGCGGCCCCACUGCCAGUCCCUCAUGGCUCUACUUCGUCUGCUAUUAAAGGCCGGCUUGUCCAUGCCGUCCAUAGUUCCAUGUUCCAUGUUCCGAGUAGAUAAUAGUAGCUUUGCCUAAUUUGCUGGAAACCCUUGAAUUUUAAACUUCUGUAUUCUAUUAUAAUACUUUAAUAAUUUCUAUUGCGAAGUACGAUCCUAUGUUUCAGAAGCCAAAGCCUUUUUAGAAU